AUGAUAAAAUCAAGGUGUCCUUUUCUAUAAAAUGUGAUAUUCAGAUAAAGGUUGCAAGCUAUAAGCCAAGUCAGCAUUUAAUGUUGUGCAUGGAUAUUCAAUCGUUUCAUUGAUUUGCAGUAUACAAAUGACACGCUGACCCCAAAAUAUAAAACCUAGUGAAAAAAAUAGGGAGCAAUGCGAUGGUGCUAACAUGAUGUCGACCGUUCUGAUGAACCUAAAAGAAUGUCAGUUUAACACCACGUAUAACGGCACCACAUCUUUGGACGAUGCUAUUGUCUAUCGGUAUAGAACAGACAGACUACCAGAGACGGUUGCCGUCCGUAUCAGCACCUUUAGUUCCAAUUCUACUACGGUGUACCCAGUCCUGUUUGUGGUACGGGAACGAUUAAAUGUUCUGUCAUGGCAAAUACCUUUGGUUUUGAGAGACGUGUAUGAAUAUAGUUAUGCUAGUAGGAUCUUGUGCCCAGUUGACCUAAACCGGAACUUGGAUCAAGCUUUCCCUGAGGCGUUCACGGUGACCGUUUCCUCUCAGUCAACAGUUUCUGUGCCAUUCAGUCUAAAGGCAGACAUUCUUGAAGGUUUUACGAUCCAGGAUUCCAGGAACGUAGUGGCCUCCGCAUCCACCCCUGUUUAUUUGUUGUAUACCUUUCCCGAAGGACUGGACUCGGUUCACAUCCAAGCAAAUUCCGUAGACAAAACAUGUGCUGUUCUUUCCAUCCAAGAUAUCAAGUGCCCAGUCUUUGACCUUGACUCUGAUGUGGAUUACCAGGGCAAGUACCAAACCAUGACCACAUUUGGGGCGAUCACAGUUACUAAAAAGAUGUUCCCUCCUGGUCGUUUUUUCAUUGUGUUGGUCGUGAAACCAAACAAUUUGGAUUGUGACCCAAAUGAAAUUAAUGAAAUGAAUCAAGAGUCAUUGCAGAAGCAGAAACAUGUCACAAUCUCUGUAAAGACGGCCAUCACAGCGUCGCAAUUCUACAAAGCCAUCGGUUUGACAGUCGGUGUGUUUUUUGGCUUCUGCAUUGGAACCAUAUUAACAUAUAUUAUCCAAUGGUGUUGUCGAAAAUGCGGGGAAGAAAAUGCAGUAACUGAACGUACGCCUAUUGUGAACGCUGAUGAGAACGACGGUUGCCAGGCCAUGGAGACGUUGGAUGCAGACAAGAAUUUUGAUAGAACACGGACGCCGAUAUAUUUGUCGAGUCUUUCUCUGAAACGUGAAAAGAAAUCCGACAAAAACUUCAAACUGUAUUUCAAGAACCUUCUUGCAAUCGCCAUAUUCUACGGACUGCCUGUCCUUCAGUUAGUGAUCGCUUAUCAGAAGGUCCUGAAUAUCACAGGUAACAACGAUAUCUGCUACUACAACUUUGCAUGCGCCUAUCCAUGGGUAGGGAUGAGUGCAUUCAACAAUGUCUUCAGUAACAUCGGCUACAUGAUUUUAGGAUUUCUGUUCCUAGUUAUCGUCUACAUAAGAGAAUAUAUUCAUAGAAAACAGAGCACGACAGAUAUGACAACCGGAACCAAGUGCUGCCUCCCAUGUAUUGGUAUGGGAAGCUCAUCACGAAACAAUUCAACUAAGCUGUAUGGGAUCCCUCAACACUACGGACUGUUCUAUGCCAUGGGACUUGCAAUGAUCAUGGAGGGCAUUAUGAGUGCCUGCUACCAUGUUUGCCCAACUUUGUCGAAUUUCCAGUAUGAUACGUCGUUUAUGUAUGUGAUGGCUUGUCUGUGCAUUCUGAAGAUCUACCAGAACAGACAUCCAGACAUCACUACCAAGGUUCAUACCUACUACCUUGCGAUGGCCGUCAUAAUCAUUGUGGCCGUGAUUGGACAGUUGUACAGUACCCUUGCCUUCUGGGUCGUAUUUAUGUGCGCCUACAUGACUUUCUCACUUCGACUCAGCAUAGAAUUCUACUACAAGGGCCGCUGGGAAGUUCGGAAACUUGUUAUAGAUUGCUUCCAUGGCCGGUGCUGUAAAACAAAUUUAGACGGUGUCAGAAUUGAUCAUAAGGAUCGGUUGUGUCUGCUCCUCAUUGGAAACUUAUUCAGUUUUGGAAUCUCGCUCUACGGAGUCAUUAAACAGCCGCAAAGCGCUGCCAUGGUACUGUUGGUUGCGUUAAUUUUCCACCUGACACUAUAUUGUGCUUUCUACAUCUUCAUGAAGCUACUACAGAAAAAGCAGACAAAUGGCGAUACCGUAAGAUGCGUAAGAUGUGGAGAAAAAAUUCCGUGGUAUACCUGCUUGUUUAUCCUCCUAGCCGUGAUUUUCUGGGGUUUGGCAAUUUGGAUGUUCGUUGCAAAUCUCACAUCCUGGCAGGAAUCCCCGUCAGGGUCGCGGGAGCAUAAUGCGGAGUGUUGGUUCCUAGGUUUCUACGACAAGCACGACAUCUGGCACUUCUUCUCGGCAAUUAGCCUCUUCUUCUCCUUCAUGAUACUGUUGACGUUUGAUGAUCAUGACACGGUUAGUAAAAAGUCACGAGACAAUAUACCAGUCUUCUAGAAAGAUUACCACAUCAUUGAUUACAUAUUUCAAAUUGAAGACAUUGAAAACAUGUAAAAACUAUAGUGUCACUUUAAAGCGUAAACAUUUUUUUUUAAUUCUAUAAAUAUAACUACAUUAAAUUGUCAAACUUGUAUCCAUUAUCAUUACUGUUAAGUUGAUUGGACAAUGACUUUGAUUUAUUGUAUAUUUUAGUAUAUCAUACUUUUUAGGUUACGUAAAUGUUUUGUGAAUAAACUUAACCCAACCCCCUAUCACGUCCGUAAACCAGAUUAAACCCCAAAUCCUUUGCACUGACCGUUGGAAGGCUGUUUCACCAGUUUUAGUGUGCGUGUGCGUGUGUGUGUACUGUAUGAUUUUAUACUGUGUCGCAUUUGGCUCAAGUUGUUUGGCAUGCAUUCGUAUAGGACAAGUCUUCUUUGGUUUUUUGAUUGCUGUACAAUGACCAUUUGUCGUAAACAAAAUUAUCUUUAAGCAAAUGUGUAAUAAGGCAUGUAUGAUUCAUCGGCAAAUUUUAUUCGUGUCAAGUGUAAAUGUGCAUUGGAUUGGAUGCAAUUAUAAAAAUGCAUCUAUAUAACAAUAUAUUGUUAGUGUGACAACAGUGUACGAGUACAAAUACAUUAUAGUAUUUAA
Messenger RNA from Dreissena polymorpha, 3133 nucleotides. Its product is annotated as SID1 transmembrane family member 1-like. The transcript has 23 exons. Gene Ontology annotation, cellular component: membrane. NCBI's taxonomy places the organism in Eukaryota, Metazoa, Mollusca, Bivalvia, Myida, Dreissenidae. The record is from RefSeq and is a predicted model, not a curated record. The coding region runs from base 194 to 2500 and encodes 768 amino acids.